GUUUCAGAUGUGGAAGCUUCCCGUUGGAAACGUGUCAUUCAUAAGAAAGUUGGAGAUACUGUGGAGCUUUCAUCAGAUUUACCGACUGAAGGUGUCACCCUGGCGUUUUGGAGAUAUGGAGGUUUAACAGUUGCAGAUAAAGAUGGGGAUGCUUCUAAUAAACAUCAUUUUAAGGACAGAUUAGACUUCAACCUAACAAGCUUUAGCUUAACCGUGAGAAAACUGACGCUUCAAGAUUCAGGGGAUUUCAGUUUUGUGUCAGAGGUGAACUACCAGCAAAGGGAAACAGUCGUCAUCACUCUGCAAGUUCAUGAACCCAUAACUCAGAAGCCUGUUGUGAAAAAAAUCAAUUCCACCCACAAUGCCUUGGAUAAAUCCUGUACAAUUUUGCUGGAGUGCAGCGCCUCUUCUGACAGCACUGUCACCUACACAUGGACUGUGGGGAGCCAAACCUGGACUGGACCCAAACUGUAUCAUGUCUUCAAGGAGGACGAUGGAAACACCGCAUUCACCUGCACAGUUUCCAACUCUGUCAGUGAGGAGUCUGCAUCCUCACCCUUUGAAUGUAACAAUGAUACUUCCUUACCCGAAAAUCCACAAGAUAAAGAACCUUCUCUUGUCUCAUUGAUCAUUUGGCUGUUUGUUGGAAUUUUGGUGAUUCUGCUGUUACUUGCGCUGCUGCACUUCAUAAGGUCAAAAGGUGUGCGGUGUAACAGGCCCGCACAGUCUGAAAACAUCCACCAGGAUCAAAGUCAGCAGCACGUUUACUCCUCUCUUCUCCACGGUGAUGGCAGCGUCUAUGAAACAGUGAGAGGCUCUGAAGAUGUUGGAACAGGCGAUGGUUGUGACUAUGAACCAAUGAGAAGCUGUGAAGACACUGCUACAGGUGGACCACCAGAUGACGCUGCAUCCACACCAAUUCAGACCAAAGAUCUUGAUAAAGAGAAUGAGUAGACAAAAAAAAAAGCAGGACGUUUUUUUGCUGGUGUUCUUUCCUAGUCAUGUUGGUGCAGACUGUUAACGGUUUACUGCUCAGUCAUGCACCUUCUCCUUCCUCAUGUACUCUUUUAUCAUGAUAUGAUGGCCCAAACAAAUGCUGCAUACAGCUGCUGAUAGAUGCAAAGUAGUGCAUCUUGGAUUCUAUUGUUUCAUUUUUAACACACAAUCAGUAGAAACUGGGGCUCAUUUUAAAGUCUAAUCAAGCUCUUGAUGACAUUUUAGUGUUAACCCUUAGAUGCAUAAGUGGGUCAAAAAUGAUCCAGCGAGGUUGUUUUCUUGCAAAAUCUUUGCAAUGAAAAGUAUUUAUAAUUUCAUUUUCCAGCUAUUCCUCCAAAAACAUGUUUUUGAUAUCAUUCCAUUUACAUUUUUAAGUUACCUUUUAUACUUUUAAAGAAAUUGGAAUAUUUGUAUUGCUACCCCAAGCUCGUUAUCAUUGGUAAUAUCAUAAGAGGUGAUGAAGUACACAAAGUUGGAGGGACAAAGAGUAGCAAAAGCUGGAGGAAAAGAGUGUAAAAAUGUCAAUAAAAUGGAUGUUGACAUUCUUCUAUUGCUGUUCUGUGUAACAUUCUUUGCCCAUUGUCAAAGUGUUCAAAAUCUUUGCAAAAACAAAAGUGAAAAAUAAAAAUAUUUAAAAAAUG
This is a messenger RNA of Acanthochromis polyacanthus (spiny chromis), 1637 nucleotides long. Its product is annotated as signaling lymphocytic activation molecule-like. The transcript has 8 exons. The annotation marks the transcript as partial. NCBI's taxonomy places the organism in Eukaryota, Metazoa, Chordata, Actinopteri, Pomacentridae. The record is from RefSeq and is a predicted model, not a curated record.